CAUUCAUCUUCAGAAAUGCACCAAUUAGAGCAGAGUAUUUCCAUCCAGAGAAGUUUGCCUUUACACGUGCCAGCACAUGUUUAUGAAUACUCAAGUUUGCUUAAAACAGUACCUGUAAAAAUGACUAGGUAUGCAAGAGCAAAAGGAUCCAAAGCAUCAAAUGAAAGAAUGCCAAAUGAGGCUACACCAUGGCACUUAAUGAAACAGCAAUUAGAAGAGGAUAAAACUAAAAAAAAUGUAGAACAUAAAAAGUCAGCAAAAGAGUUAUUAACGGACCGACAAAACAGCGAUGCAAUUAAAACCAGCAAUUGGGCAGAGUUUGAUCACAAUAAGUUUGAGAAUUUAAAGUCAAAGCAUCGCACAAAGCUCACCGAAAGUUCUAUAAAUAAUGAAACCACUCAUAAUGUUACAGUUAAAAGUAAUAAUGUAGGGAAAUUAGAAAAGACGAAAAGUAGAAAAAUUGAAAGGACAGAUAAAAAGAAUAAUAAAUUUUCUAACAAGAAACACAAUAUUAAUGAUACAGACACGCAUUCAGAAUCUGAUAAGAAAGAGUCAAAUACUUCACAAAAUAACAAAAGUUUAAAUUUUCUUGUAUUGAGCAAACGACAGAAACGAAAUUUAAAGAGGAAAUUGGAAAAAUCUAAUGAAAAUUCUCAAAGCAAAGUAAAAGAAAAGAAAAUUAAAAAUAAUGGUGAAUACAAAAGAAAAAAACCAGAUACUGGUGCCGAAACAAUUAUAAUUAAUGGUGUGGAAACUAAAAUUGUCAAAUAUGAUGGAUUUCCCGUUAAAAAGGAAGAUGCAGAAAGGUUAGCAAAACUCAAACAAGAGUUGUUAAUGAAGGGUAUACCACAAUCUGAAGUAGAUAUUGCAAUGAAGCUAGAGAGACGCAAAGCUGAGAGAGCCCUGGCACGUGCUAAGAAAUUUCUCUGCUUUAAUUGUCGCAAGUCUGGACAUGUCUUAUCGGAUUGUCCUGAGCUCGGCGGAAAGGAAGAAGUAGGAACAGGGAUUUGCUUCAAAUGUGGCUCAACGGAACACACUCAUUUUGGAUGUAAAGUGAAUAAGGAUUCCACUUAUAGAUACGCCAAAUGUUUUAUUUGUCAUGAGCAGGGACACAUUUCCUCGCAAUGUCCCGACAACCCGAAAGGAAUCUAUCCUAAUGGUGGUUGUUGCAAAAUUUGUGGUGCUGUAACACACUUGAAGAAAGAUUGUCCUGACUUGAUAAAGACUAAAGAUGAUAAUACUAUUACAAUAGAGAAAAUAGAUGAUUUUGCUGUGGAAUCCUUGUAAAAAGAUAUUAAUAAAUACAGUGGGAAUAAGAAGACUUGAAAAUAAAAUUAUAUAGCUUUAGGAUAUAAUGUGUAAUAUAUAUGUUGUUAAAAAAAUGUAAUUUUUACUUCUUUUUUUUAAACAUGUAAUUUGAAAAAAAGGGAAUCAAAGAAUUUGUCGGCAUAGUACUUACAAAAAUAGAUUAAAAGGUCUAAGCUAAAAGUUAAACAGUUGGAAGAACAAGAUAAAUUUUAUGGACUUAUGUUUAGAAGUUUUCAUGUUUAUAUUUGUAAGUGUUGUAUGUCCACAAAAUCUUUUACUUAUUUCCUAUCAGAUAAUUUCUCAAUUACUGGAAGAAAUAUAUUAUUUAAUUUUAUUUUUCAUUA
Odontomachus brunneus is the source of this 1652-nucleotide messenger RNA. RefSeq names its product MATH and LRR domain-containing protein PFE0570w-like. The record is from RefSeq and is a predicted model, not a curated record. The transcript is spliced from 4 exons. Lineage: Eukaryota; Metazoa; Arthropoda; Insecta; Hymenoptera; Formicidae. Bases 16 to 1287 code for a protein of 423 amino acids. Gene Ontology annotation, molecular function: zinc ion binding; nucleic acid binding.